Lottia gigantea (owl limpet) is the source of this 2940-nucleotide messenger RNA. RefSeq lists its product as hypothetical. Lineage: Eukaryota; Metazoa; Mollusca; Gastropoda; Lottiidae. Gene Ontology annotation, molecular function: protein binding. Gene Ontology annotation, cellular component: cilium; cytoplasm. The transcript has 18 exons. The coding region runs from base 1 to 2940 and encodes 979 amino acids. Gene Ontology annotation, biological process: cilium assembly; vesicle-mediated transport; establishment of planar polarity. The record is from RefSeq and is a predicted model, not a curated record.
AUGGCAUUUUUUCCGAAGAUAGGACCUUUUUAUGAUCCCGAUAAAGAACAGGAAAUCUAUACGGAUUCGGAGGGGAGGUUAAAAGCGCGAUUACAUGCUGGAAAUUCAGAAAACAACAACUUCGAAAGACCAAUUUUAAACUGUCAAAAAAACUUUUUGAAGCCACAGUCACUGGCCAGGGGCGAUGAUUUCCGCGGUUGCGAUUCUCAAUUUGGCAGCAGUCAUUUUCACAGUGUUUCUAGAGAAAAUCAUCACAUUUCUGAUCGGCACAGCCAAAACAAAGGUUACCAUGUCAAUUCUCCACAAAAUGGUCACCAAAAUCAACCAAGACAAUCACAGAAUUUAAGUUUUGAUGCUGAGGAUUUCUCCAGUCAAGUUCCAAGAUUGUCGGAACCAAUGUUUUCUAUUGGAGACAUGAAUGUGAGAGAUAACUCUGACUUUUUGCUUGAUAUUGAUGAUCCACUUUCUGCCCAUUUUAACAAUUCUGUUGGAAAUCAGUUUGAAAACAAUUUUUAUGAUCAUAAUACUAAUGCAGUUUUUAAUUCACGAUUUCGUGGAAGUGAUCAUUCGAGUUGUUCUUUUGGUUCUGAGAAGAAUCAAAGUUUUCAGACUUCAGAGAAAAAGCGGGAGAGAAAUAAGGAUGUGUAUUUGACGCCGCGAGUUGUUGAUGCUAAAAGACUGGAAACAUCCGGAAUUGCGUUAUGUGAACAGUUAUUUGGUAUAGUUUUAUUACAAUAUAACCAGAAACCUGGUACCAACAACACUGUCAGACGCAGUCCAGCUUUACGAGAACGGAAGGUCAUAGUUCAGGAUGUUAUACAAGGUUCCCCGGCAGACUUUACAAACAAUAUUCAUCGGGGUGAUAUGUUGAUAUCUGUUAAUAAUAUUCAAGCCUCCUGGAUGAAUCUAGGUUCUAUUUUUAGAGCUCUCAGUCAGCAUAUGGAGACCAAAUUAACAUUAAAGUCACCAUUGAUAAUUGGAACACCCCCUCAUCCAAGUAAAGGCAGUACUAAUCUUUAUAGGAGACUGACUAACACCUCUGUCAAACAAGGGGAGAAGACUCUAUCAGACUGUAUUUAUGGUGUAUUAUAUUUAACACUGGAUGAUGUUUCUGGGGACCAGAGUGGGGAUGGUACAGGAGAUAUAUUGUACCAGUACCCUAGUAAUAUAGCAACUAUUCUACAGACUGUACGAGGCGUGUUUUUAACUCUAGCUCAUUCUUUAGUAGAUAUUACUGGUCAAACUGCCAAAAGCUCUAGUAUGUUAGUAAAUGGUAUAUUAGUCAAUAUAAGUUAUAUAGUCAAUGAUAGAGAUGUGUUUUUACUUGUUUUACCUGCAAAUAGGGUAUGUUUGAAUGAUGUAAAUAGUUUAUGUAGAGAAAUAAGUCAGUUAUUAAAUAUUUUAUACUGUGAUAUGACAAGUGCUUUUAAACAUGCUAACUUUCAUAAGUUAGAUCAGAUGUUGGCCUUAGCCUUUAGAAGAGUUUUGACCUCUGAAGGGUCAGGGGUCAUAUCUAGAUUUUUUGAAAGUGAGGCUGGACUUCGGAAGCUAUGGCUAUCAGAUGAAAACAGGGUAAUUUGUGAUGAGAUUUUAAGUGAGUUUGAGGCGUUUGAUUUCGAUGAAUUCUUGCCAGAUGAUGUUUUAGAAAAACGAAGACAAUACACCUCUCUUGGUUCAGUUCUAUUCUAUAAGAAUUGGUUGUUAACGAGCCAUGUGUCUCAAUCAAUCCAGUCUGAUAUUAAUCUAUACCUGAAACUCCAUUCUCUAUAUCUUAUCAUGGCUACUAAAAGUCUGGAUAAUCUAGUCAUCUGGGAGGAAAUCUUCCCAUCAUGCUACAGCAGUCAGUGUAUUACCUCACUUCCUGGUUACCAAGAACCUAGUGCUAGAAGAUUUUUACUCAUUGUAGGGCUGAAUAAUUAUUUAUUAUGUACUGUGUUAGAAUCAGGGGGUAUUUCCCAUCUUGUUGAGGGGAAUCCCAGCGUUGAUAAUUUCUACGUAGAUCAGAUGAAAUCUACAAUAGAACAGUUAGAUGAAGACGAUGCAAGUAUGACAGAAUGUUGUGAGGAAAGUAUUCAGUCUAACGAAGUCAGUCCAACUCUUGCCAGUUUAGAUCAGUUUCUACCUCGUACUAGAACUAAGGAUGACUCUCCACAAAAACUCCCUUCUUCUCCUAAAACAGGUACACCUGUCAAGUCCAAAUUUAGUCCACAUUUUGACAGGCAAUCCACAACAAGUGAUGAUAGAGGAUCUGAUAAUUCCUAUCCUAAUAUCUCACGUCAAGGGAGCAAACUCUCAUAUGGUUCCAAUGAUUCAACAGGAAGUAGUAACAGUGCUAGUCAACAAAAACAUGGUAAAUUGGGUCGUUUUUCAUCAAUGGUAGAUGGUAUUAAUAAAAGUCUGUCAGUUCUUCACCUGGAUGGAGACGUUAGUGCAGACAGCAAGGAAAAUAGAUUAAGUCGUGGAAAACUCAACGUAUUGUUCAACUAUAUUGAAUUAGAUCGGAGCGAGGGUAUCUUAAUUACACCAACCACUCAACAAUUGGCUGUUAAACAAAAUAUGAUGAUGUCACAGCUGCUGAACUCAAUGUAUCACUGUUGUUCGAAGAUACGCCAGUCUUUUAGACACAAUCAAUCUUCUACCUGCAGUUCGUCACAUAUUUCAAAGAAUAAACAUAGUAAACAGCAAGCUAAAUUUGAAAAUGGCGAUGUUAUUAAUGACGUGCAAGAAAUGGGUGUUUUAUUUCAAAUUCCAAAUUCAGCUGGUUCACCGGAGUCCAGUAACAAAAAACACCAUCACCACACAUCUCAGCCUCUUUCUUACUGGGUUGUAGGGCGUAGAAUACGGAGUGAAGACUCAGAGAAAGAAUUAUAUGUUUGUUUUCAUGAAUCAGUUUCACAGUCUACAAUUGAAAUGGCUUUUAGACUGGGUUUUGGCUCCUGA